GCACUCAGCAACUCACGCCGCCCCAACACGAUCCUAUCAUCCAUGGUCUUCAAGGUGCAUGCAAUCUCCCCCGUGAGCGCCAAGGUCGUUGCCGUGGGCGAGAUCAACCGCGUCAUUGUGUACAUCCUACGAGUAGACUGCGGUGGACGAACCAAGUACGUCUCCCGUCGGUACUCGGAGUUUCGCGACCUGAAGAAAGAGAUCCACGCCUAUGCGACGACCCCGCGCCGAGCGGAUUCGUGCCAGAUCUGCUGCGACGUCAUGUCGCUUGGCCUCAACCGAAGCGAUGGAUUCCCACGACGGAAACUUCUCCACAGCGAAAGUCUUGCGGUCGCCCGAAUGGAAGAACUGUCAGUGUUUGUCAAGAACCUCAUGAUCUCGACUCAAGGACUCCUCGAUGAAUCGUGCGCUAUUCCGGCAAAGUUGCGCUCAUUCUUCCUGCUUCCGUCCUCACACACGUCUACUUCUUUGGGCCCCAAGGGUGAUGACAUCGAUGCAGGGAUGGUCUACCUCACCACCGUCCAACUGCGCAUGAUUCGACAAACGGACGCCGCCGACUUUCAAAAUGACACAGAAAUCAAUUCGCCGCCCACGAACGCAUUGCAUCGACAGCAUUCGCUCGUUAUUUAUCCGUAGCAACAUCAUCUUGUUAGUGUCACGAUUAUCUGUAAUUCGAAUAUUCCUGCCGUCACCUUGGGGUCGUCGUGUCAUGGACCGAUGGCCC
Molecule: messenger RNA, 724 nt
Organism: Aphanomyces invadans
Lineage: Eukaryota; Oomycota; Saprolegniomycetes; Saprolegniales; Verrucalvaceae
Exons: 1
Coding region: 43-636 (197 amino acids)
Molecular function (GO): phosphatidylinositol binding
Source: RefSeq, a predicted model, not a curated record